Messenger RNA from Spodoptera litura, 1919 nucleotides. Lineage: Eukaryota; Metazoa; Arthropoda; Insecta; Lepidoptera; Noctuidae. The record is from RefSeq and is a predicted model, not a curated record.
GUGGAAUUCGCUUAGCGAGACGUGUGUGCUUUUUUCAAUAGAAUUUUCUCAAUAAAUGUGUGUGGAAAAUGGCAGAUUCCGAGGUAUUAAAAAAAUUGAAGGAUAUACCGUUUAAAAUCCAGACCGCAAGUUUGAAAGAACGACGUGAGGUUGUUGAAGAAAUUCGGAAUGUAUUAUCAACACCGGGUAUAACAGAGCCAGCAGUGCGGUUUGUGUGUCGCCUGCUGGUGCUCACUCUACACCGCUACAGGGACUCCACCUCCCAGUCCUAUAUCAAGAGCUUGGUGGCCCACCUAGCCGCUACCCACAGAGAAUGGACCCUCAAAGCUCUGUUGCCUGUUCUGCUAGAAAUAUCAGAACAGCUGAAGAACACAGCUUCAUCAAAGAGCAUUUGCCAAAGUGGACUGUAUGCACUGCGCUGGUCCACAGUUCUCAUAGAUGGCACAAUAAAGUCCACAGAAGAGAAUGGAGUGGACUACAAUACUCUUGUGAUAUCCCAGGCCAACCUACUAGCUGCGAUUACUGCAUAUGGGGACCAUAGAAAGAGUGAUAAGGCAUAUUCUAUGUUACAUACAUCUUGGGUAUCAAUAGGCAAGGCUAAAUUAUCCAAGUGGAUAGAGGUGUUACUUGCGACACCACCAGACUUAGGUCCACAGAUCUGUGUGACAUUCUCCAUUCUGUGCCGACAUCUACAGCAGAUUGGUGACGGUGAUACCAUUGAACAACACAAGACUAAGAUGCUGGAAAGCUUUACCAAGAGUUUAAUCAGCGUCAAAUCUCGACCAAACGCGAACUACAUCAAGGGUUGUCACAACCUGUUAAGUCAACUCAAUUCUGGAGAUGUCCGCGACGCACUGUUACCGGCGCUACACAAGGCCAUGCUGCGCAGCCCUGAGACCAUCGUGCAGGCAGUCGGACAGGUGUUCGCCAGCCUCAAUGUAGAGUUGGAUGGGCUGGCUGUCGACAUCGGCAAAAGUUUAAUUGUGAACCUGCACUCGAAGGACGAGUGGGUGCGCGGCGAGGCGCUGGUGGCGCUGGAGCGGCUGGCGGCGCGCUGCCGGCAGCCCGCCGCCGCGCGCGCGCUGCUCACGCAUGCCUUCGCGGAGUACCACGGCGCCAGUGGCAAGCUCACCUCCAGCGAGGACAAGAUCGCAGUACUCAAUGGUGUGAGCUGUCUGCGCGCGCUGCCGGUAUCUGGCGCAGAUCGGCAGACCCUGUUCAGUGAGGUAGCGACUCAACUGGCGCGAGUACUAGACAGUGAGUCCCACGAACGCACCCUGUGCGUGGCACUGGACACGCUGCAGCGGUGGACCGCCGGUCUGGGGGCCCCGCUGCCUGAUAAGAUACUCGAUAUAUUCAAGAAGAACUUGUCAGCGAAGAGUACGACGCAGGUGGUGCGCACGAUGUACACGAGCAUGGUGGCGGCCGGGCUGCGCGCGUGCGGCGCCAGCCCCGCGCAGGCCGACGCGCUGCAGCCCGUACUCAGCAAGGCAGUCGACAAAGCGGCUCAGCAGCCUUUGCAGCACCUGGUGGUGAACGAGGGUAUCUGCGCGAUGCUGUGCCUGGUACAGCUGGACGCGGCGCGGUCGCUGGCGACGCGGCCGCAGUGGGCCGCGCUGGCCCACGCCGACAAGCACGUGCUGCUGCACGACCGCGUGCUGGCCGCCGCCGCCGACGACGGUGGUGUUGCUAUGCAGAACAGUGUUGGAAAACUACCAAAGUGUUGCCAGCGAACAAAACUCGCCAAUUUACAGAGCCUUCGUCUUAGUACUGUUAUCUCCUAUCAAGACUGUCCGUACAUCUGCUGUAGAGGAAGUUAAGGCACUACUUGCUAAAGAAGACAGGGUUCUCUUAGCUAGGAAUUUAGCACUAAAAUUGAAUGAAGUUCUGGAAGAAGGAAAAGUGUUCAACACCAAAGA